AGGUGGGUGGGCCAGAACCAAUAGGGAAGCGUUUCGUGUAGGUCUUCUCCUGAGGUGGAGGCGCCGGCCGCUCCUCCCGCCAGUAGGGAGCGGGCGGAGAAGGGACGCGGCUGUAGCUGUGUGAGGCCGGUGUACAGGCGGCCUUGGGCACGGGCCUGCUCCCAGAGCGGCGGAGGCCGGGGUGAGGGGCCCAGCCGGGCAGCUGUGUGAAGUCUGUGGUCAGCGUCGCCGGAGCCUACGCUCUGUGGAAGAGCAGCAGCGGCAGCCAGAGGGAUAUUAGAAAUGGCUACUCCCCAGUCAGUUUUCAUCUUUGCCAUCUGCAUUUUAAUGAUAACUGAAUUGAUUUUGGCCUCAAAAAGUUACUAUGAUAUCUUAGGUGUUCCAAAGUCAGCAUCAGAGCGCCAAAUCAAAAAAGCCUUUCACAAGUUGGCCAUGAAGUACCAUCCUGACAAAAAUAAGAGCCCUGAUGCUGAAGCAAAAUUCAGAGAGAUUGCAGAAGCAUAUGAAACACUCUCAGAUGCUAAUAGGCGAAAAGAGUAUGAUACGCUUGGACACAGUGCUUUUACUAAUGGUAAAGGACAAAAAGCUAGUGGAAGCCCUUUUGAGCAGUCAUUUAACUUCAAUUUUGAUGACUUAUUUAAAGACUUUGGGUUUUUUGGUCAAAACCAAAACACUCGAUCCAAGAAGCAUUUUGAAAAUCACUUCCAGACACGCCAGGAUGGUUCCAGUAGACAAAGGCACCACUUCCAGGAGUUUUCUUUUGGAGGUGGGUUGUUCGAUGACAUGUUUGAAGAUAUGGAAAAAAUGUUUUCUUUUACGGGUUUUGACACCACCACCAGUCGGCACACAGUACAGACUGAAAAUAGAUUCCAUGGAUCUAGCAAGCACUGUAGGACUGUCACUCAACGAAGAGGAAAUAUGGUUACUACAUACACUGACUGUUCAGGACAAUAAUUCAUUCUUUUUCUGUUCUCAUUAAACCCAACUAGUUGACUCUUCUUCAAUAUCUUUGAUUCAAAAGAAUUUUCUGUGAACUGUUUUGACAAGUGCAUGAUUUCACUUAACUUGAUAUAGCUAUUAAACAUAUUUAAAUUGUUUUUAACAAAUUCAGCAUCAUUCAAUUAGUAGAGAAAUAGCUAAUUAUUACUUUCCCUGAUUAGGAAGACUUCUUUAAAAAGAGAGAUUAUAAUUCUGCCUGGUCUUUUUUCUCUACCUGCCCUUGGGCUUAUUAACAUGGCCAGUUUUAUUACCAAGAAACGAGUGAGUUUGCCUGAUAAAUAUUUAAAGGUUAAACUUGAAAAGUUAUUGUAAAUUUAAAUUGUGUGAAUUUGAGUGGUUUUGGAGUGAAACCUUUGCUAAUUUAAAAUUGCAUGCUCUGUAGCAUCUCUGACUUGGGUUGCUAAAUGUAUGUGAAACCGUAUAAUUGAGUUGUUCAGCAAAGGAUAGCAGUAUCUUUGUUAAUUUCCAUUGAAAACUUCAGAAAGAUGUGGUUUAGUAUUUACCACAGAAGCGUGCAGAAGAAUUAGAGGUAAAGGAAAUGAUUGUAUUGCUCAUAGCCAUUUAGGCUAAAAGAAAGUUGAAAGCUUAUGAAAUAAUUGCCAAGAGAUUGUUGUGUGUUUGGUCCCUGGCUAAUGAUUUUAUAGUGUUGAAAUCAUAGCUACUUGACACAUCUUUCUUAGUUUUUGGAGCUCUAGGUCUUCAUAUGGAUUUAUGUAUUUGUGUGUGUGUGUGGUUUCUCUUCCUUACACUCAUCUUUAGAGAUUGACUAAUACCUCAUUCUGUUUAUAAAAACAGCCAGUAAUUUCUGUGCAACCUUAUUAUGUGCAAUAUUUUUAAAUCCUAAGAAAUGUGUGCUUUUGUUUUCAGAUAGACUUAACUUCUUUAGUUCUGCACUUUUCCAUGUUAUACUCCAUAUGAGUAUUAAUCCUAUGGAUACAUAUUAAAACUAGUAAAUAUCUCAUACAAUUUUGUGAGUGAGAGAAAUAUAGUAUUUACAAUAUGAUGUUCUUUGUUGUCAUUUUAUUGUUAAAAGUUUAGCCAUUCUGGAUGUAUGGAGGGUGUAUAAGCAUUUGGGCUGCUUAUACUGAUCAGAGAUCACAAGUUACUUUUGACUAACCUGAAAACCCUGAAAUGACCUUGUUUGCCACUUGGUAAUUUUUCUUGCUUUCUCAUUGUCCUUCAUCCUUUCAUCACAAGUUUUGGUAGCUUAAAGAUUUGAUUUUGGUGUAUUUGCUUGCUAGACCAAGUAUUCUUGCCAUUGGUUCUUUUCUCUUUUGGCCUCUUUGGGAAAAAGCAAACUUUACAUGAAGCUAUAUUUGUUAGUAAUCAUCUUUAAUUUAAAUCUGUGAAGAAAAUGAGUUUGUUCUAUUAUAUUUAUGUAUCUUAAUUGCUUCCUGGAAGUUAUGUCUUUUAUUUUUGUUUGAUAAUAAGAAAAAAGCCAUACCUUGAGUUUUGGUCUGAGAAUUAUCUAUGGCCUAUUAAACAGAACAAAUGAAGCCAAAAAAAAAAAAAAAAAAA
This is a messenger RNA of Sus scrofa (pig), 2517 nucleotides long. RefSeq names its product DnaJ heat shock protein family (Hsp40) member B9 (gene DNAJB9). Gene Ontology annotation, cellular component: endoplasmic reticulum. Gene Ontology annotation, molecular function: misfolded protein binding; protein-folding chaperone binding. Lineage: Eukaryota; Metazoa; Chordata; Mammalia; Artiodactyla; Suidae. Gene Ontology annotation, biological process: ERAD pathway. The record is from RefSeq and is a predicted model, not a curated record.